AUGCGGUUUGCGACUUAUACUACCUCAUCUUUGGCGUUCCUAGGGCUGGCUGCCAUUGCAGUUGCACAAAGCAGCAACGAUCUGUCCUGGAUUCCCUUUGAUCGCCAGAGGUUCGACGGAAAUGUUGCUCUCGAUACCAAUGGCGAUGUUCAACUGUUCUGGAAAACUGGAGACACAAACUCUACGUUCGGGAUUGCCUCCCGAUCAAGCGGCUAUCUGGCUCUAGGUUUCAGCGAGACUGGAGCAAUGACUGGCGCUGAUAUCGCUGUGGGAUACAAAGAUCAAGAUGGUAAAUUCACAUUUGAGAACCGCCAUGCGAUGGGCUUCAUUACCCCUGAUGUCUCGCAGGACCAGGAGAACAACAUGCGACUUGAGGAAGGUUACCAAGCAGACGGGGUUACUGCUUUCGUUUUCGAGAAGCAGAACAAAGCCACCUGUCUCAAACUCCAGACUGAUGUUGAAAAGGACGCCUGGCAAUGGUUCAUCUAUGCACAUUCUGACGACAACACCUUUGCCAUACAUGGACCCGGCAAUAAUGGCAAGAAGUACGUCAAAUUAGGAACAGGCAAAACCAUCUCGACAAAUGAUGUUCGAGACAUCGCUAAUGCGAAGAACUUUUCUAUUGUCCAGGGUGAAACGACAAUCCCGACCGCGGAGACUACUUACUGCUAUACCCUCCAUAAAAUGCCCGCGGGAGCGAACAAUUACCUGCUCGGUGAACGACCAAACGACUCAAGUGCACUCCUUCACCACUUGGUUCUUUAUGCAUGUUAUAAUCUCCCUGACGAGUACAUGGAUAUGCUUGGUAAAGAGCCCAACUGUAACUACGAAGAAUUCUCGAACCCUUGUAAUGGUUUCGUGACAGAGUGGGCUCCCGGCAUGUCUGGUCGCACAUUCGAACCUGGUUAUGGCAAACCCUUCGGCACCGACCACUACGAAUAUGUGAUGCUGGAGACACACUACAACAAUCCCGAAGGGAUUGAGGGCGCAAAGGAUAAUUCAGCUUACACAUUUCUCUACACCGAGGACCCCGUCGAAACAGAAAUCGGGACUUUGACAUUGGGCGAUUUGCAAGUAGAAGGAUGGUUCCUCGAGCCUGGCAAGCCUCUCGUGGCACAUUCUACAGUCUGCACGCCUGAGUGUACCGACCGCUGGCCCGCUGAGGGUAUCACGGCUGUUUCGGUCUUCCAUCACAUGCAUUAUCGGGGUCGCAAUGCGCGCGUUCAGAUAAUUCGAGAUGGAAAAGAGAUCACUCCUCUAUCCACCCUCCGUGAUUUUGAAUACGGCUAUCAGUUUUCCAAAAACUUGGACUCUAUUCAAUUGCUUCCCGGGGACAAACUCAUUACCACUUGCGAGUUCGACACAUCGAAUGACACCGCCCCGGUUCCUGGUGGCCUACCAAGUAAAGACGAAAUGUGCUUCGCAUGGGUUGACUACUACCCUGCCAACAGUGUCCUCGCUUGCACACAAAUCAACAUGGGCAGCUCUCCCGAGAAUUUGAUCAAUGGCACUGCAGCCCUUUGCAUGGAAUCCUCUGCAGAAACCCCGGCCGUAUACACUUCACCAUUCCUCACCUCCACGUUCCAGAAUCUAACAGCCUCUGGUAACACCUGUCCUGCUGAUAACACCACAUCCGGAUCUCCAAACCAAGCUGCAGUCUUGAGUACUUGUCCAGAGACAGAUGUCUGUUUUUCGCUGAAUGUGCCUGAGGAAUCGGCCCGCUCAAAUUCGGGUGACAUCUACUUUCAACUCUCAGCACCAACGACGUAUUCGUGGGUAGCUCUCGCGCAAGGCACCUCAAUGAGUACCGCCAAUAUGUUUGUCAUGUAUAGUUCAAGUGAUGGUCAGAACGUGACGCUCUCACCAAGAACUACAUCAGGACAUGUGAUGCCAACAUACAACGAGGGAGCUAACGUUUCUUUGUUGGAAGGGUCCGGAAUCUCCAAUGGCAGGAUGACGGCCAACGUCCGAUGUAGCAAUUGCAACCAGUGGGGCUCAGGCACCAUGAGCCUGCAAGGCGGCAACAGCAAUUGGUUGUAUGCACAUUCCCAAGGCUCACCUAUCAACUCUGAUGACACGAGAGCCCCAAUCUCGCAGCAUGAUGGGAAGGGUUCCUUCCGGUGGGAUCUCUCGCGGGCCACUGGAGGCACGGGUGGGAAUCCGUUCAUCAAUGCGUCAUCGACAACGACAACAACUGGGGCUGAGGGACAGAACUCGUGGCAGAGAUUAUCCACACAGACACAGAGCCGUUAUGUAAAGGCUCACGGAGCGCUGGCUUCCAUCGCCUUUGUCGCUAUCCUUCCCGUCGGUGCCAUCCUUGUCCGUUUGACUAGCUUCCACGGAUUACUCUGGACCCAUGCUUCCUUACAGAUCUUUGGUUACAUUGUCUUCAUCGCGGCAGCAGGGCUUGGUAUAUUCAUUGCAAAGGGCGGUGCCUAUCUGCAUGAACCGCACGCAAUCAUCGGCAUGAUACUGCUUGGCACCCUGUUUUUCAUGCCAUUCCUAGGUACGAUCCAUCACAAGAUGUACAGGAAGGUCCAGAAGCGGACAGUGUGGUCAUAUGGCCACAUCUUCACCGGGCGAGCUAUCGUCAUCCUCGGCAUGAUCAAUGGUGGUCUGGGUCUUCGACUGGCUGCUGCCUCAAGAUCUUCCAAGAUUGUAUACGGUGUCUUCGCGGGCUUGGUGGGUGUCGCAUAUAUCGGCGCGAUGGUCCUGGGUGAGCAUCAACGUUCCCGAACGUCCCCACACAACGUCGUAGCUUCCUCAUCAGCCAGUGGUGAGGCUAAGCGACUCAAUCGAGACGAGAGUGGUAGUGAUUCAUCUCACUAG
Messenger RNA from Exophiala bonariae, 2829 nucleotides. RefSeq lists its product as uncharacterized. The transcript has a single exon. The record is from RefSeq and is a predicted model, not a curated record. Gene Ontology annotation, molecular function: oxidoreductase activity, acting on paired donors, with incorporation or reduction of molecular oxygen, reduced ascorbate as one donor, and incorporation of one atom of oxygen; copper ion binding. Bases 1 to 2829 code for a protein of 942 amino acids. Lineage: Eukaryota; Fungi; Ascomycota; Eurotiomycetes; Chaetothyriales; Herpotrichiellaceae.